Molecule: messenger RNA, 6025 nt
Organism: Cryptotermes secundus
Lineage: Eukaryota; Metazoa; Arthropoda; Insecta; Blattodea; Kalotermitidae
Product: E3 ubiquitin-protein ligase Arkadia
Exons: 13
Coding region: 337-2985 (882 amino acids)
Molecular function (GO): ubiquitin protein ligase activity
Source: RefSeq, a predicted model, not a curated record
AACUUAAUUUUGGUAAGGUAGAGGACCGUACUUACAAGGUGAAUUCAUUGAACUGCUAGUCAAAUUGAACUAAUGAGAAGGCAAUCAGAGAUCAUCUUUGAAGUAGCUUUGUCAGAUACGGGAAUAUUACGUUUUCUAAGAAAUCUCUUACUUAAGCGAGUGGAAUUACUCAUCAUGGUUCGUUCCCCUUCGUCGACUCAUAAUUACUGCAGGACAUGCCUGGGCUUUGUGGAGAUAGUGAUAUGACGUGUCUGAUAGUUAUUUUUGGAGGUGGUUGAGGUCAUUGUGUUGUGGGUGCAUAUUAUUGACUCCUCUGGCCUUGAUAAGACCUGAACCAUGGGUGAACGUGUGACUGCACCAGCAGCCACAUCGAAACACCGCCCCUGGGAGUCUGCACAAGCCAAGUCAUUCUCCGGACAGGGAGUGGUGAGCAGCCCGACCUCAUUAGCUGAGAUAUUUGACACUGCAUUCUCCUCCACGGUGGAUCACCCACCGAAUGGCACUGACUACAGAACUGGUGAGGGCGAGAUGGAGUUCGAGCCACUAUUUGCAGAGAGUGAUGCUGAUGAUGUAGAUGUCGUAUCUCUAGAACAAUUCCCACGUACACCUGCAGAGCGAGCUGUUGGUGAGCCCCUUUAUGCCCAGUUCCGCCGUCGGCCAGAUGCUUGCUAUCGACGUGGGGCAUGGCCACCACCUCCACCACACCCAGAGCCUGUGGCAGCACCAUACUAUCGUCUGUUCCACUCUGAGGACACACAUCCAUAUGGUGACGCACGGAUGGACUGUGAUGCAGGCUUGGCCAUUGGAGGAAGUGAUCCAUAUGAUGCAGCACGGCGGAAGCGUGUGCUUCGCGAGGCUGACCGUACUACAACUACAAAACUGAAGGCCAAGAAGGGUGACCACAUGCGCCUUGGGGGUUCUGGGGAGGGCAGUUCUGCUGGUGCAUCUUGCAGCUUCCAUCGACCAGGUAGUGGUACCAGUGCAGGACCCAGUCCAGUGGGGGAAAGGGCUUCAGGAGGACGCCAGCACUUGCCUUCUGCAUGCUACCCACCAGCUGGUGCCAGGAAGAAGAUUGUACCUCCAGCACCACCUCUGCCAGCUGAGAAGAGACGCUUUCAACUGUUCUCUGCUGCAGAUGAUGUGGUCUCUGACCUGGAUGUUGUAAAUCAAGGACAUGGAGCUAAGCUGCUGGGUGUGAAACUGGAACAGCAGCAGGAGGAAGAUCCGGUGCCACCUACCCAGCCUCCAGCUCUGAAUCCAAACUCGUUUCCAGGUCCAUCAGGCACGCAGACCCAGAGCAUAGAGGAUGGCCCUUCAGCCCCAGACCUGCAGCUAGACUGGCUGUCAUCAAGCAGUGACAGUGACGACACAGAUGAUGACAGUGGUAUUGAGGUGGUUAGUGUGAAGUAUAAGCAGUCAGCAGCACAAAGGGAUCCAGUAGCAGUGGUGGACCUGACCCAGGAGUCUGACGAGGAGAUGUUUCCUGUUAGUAGCAGUGGACACUCUGCUCGGCCUUCCUGUGUAGCUUCAUCAGCCCCAGUCAUGGUGACAGACUCUCCUGUGUCACCUGGCCACAGUUCAUCCACUGGCCAAUAUGUCCCUUGCAGCACACCACCACCACGCGUGGCACCACCACCUCUGAUCCGGCUUCGCCUACCGUCAUGCCGGUACCAGUGUGGUGGGACUGAGACGGCUGAGGUUCCUCCCAUGCCUAACAAUACACAUCACUGCGGUGGGCUUUAUGGCAGUUGCAUGCACCCACAUGGGCGCUCUGUUCCAUGGGGACAAGGUCCCAGUGGCCCAGCCACACACUCGUACCCACCUGCAGCCCACACCUACUGCCUGGAUCCAUCACUCAGGCUUUCCCCUUUCCAGUAUGGACAACCAUCACAGCUACAUGCGAGUGGGGGAUUCCCAUACUUCCCUUCUUUGCCUCCAGCCACUCCAGCUCCUCCUCGUAUCUAUCCCCUGCAUGAGCGGUUGUGGCACUCCCAGCAGCGUAUGCAGGAAAUUCAGCGGCGACGACUGGACGCCCACUCCAUGCAUCUCCAGGGCCGCCCACGAGAGAAUCUAUUUCUGGAUGUCUACCAACAGCAGCAGCAACAGCCUCAGCAGCAACCACCACCACCACCACAGAACCACCACACGCAGCGCAUGUCUUCCCAGCAGGGACACCACUCAUACGGACUGCACCACCAUCACCACCACCACCAUCCGCACCACUAUCAUCAUCAUCAGCCUCCUCUUCCUACCCCCCAGCAGCCAACCGUGUACAGCCGCCCAGAAGUGGUUCCCACUCCUGGUCCAUCUGCCAUGAUCCCCCCGCCUGGCCCUCCUAUGGUUCCUCCCCCUCUGCAGGCCCCUGAUGUAGAUUUGCUGACUGCAGGCGGGGUUGUGCCACCACCUGGCUCCAUGGUUCCUGAUAUCCAGACUGAAAUUGUGGUGCAGAGCUCUCCACCCAGUAUGACCAUGGAGAGCUCUCAUCAGCAUGUGCACCACCACCUGUACCACUACCACCCACCUGGACGUAUGCAUCACCUGCACAUUAGCAUUGCUCCCACCAUGGCGGCUGGCAGCCCACGCCCACAGGAGCUUGUGUUCCCACCUGUCCUGCCACCUGAACUGAUGCCAUUCCCGUUCCUGGCACGUCAUAUGACUGCCCGCCUGGAGGACUACAUGCGUGUCGUGGAACAGCGCCGACUGGCACAGAUGAACCGAGGUGCCAGUCAGGAUACCAUAGAGCGCUACACUUUCCCACACAAGUACAAACAGGUGAAGAGGACCACUGAUGACACGGAGGAUAACACAGAGAAGUGCACCAUCUGCCUGUCUGAGUUUGAAGAUGACGAGGAUGUCAGACGUUUGCCCUGCAUGCAUCUGUUCCACAUCGAGUGUGUAGACCAAUGGCUGGCGACCAACAAGCGCUGUCCUAUCUGUCGUGUGGACAUAGAGACACACCUAAACAAGGAGCUGCCAUCCACCUGACAGUUACUGGAGUGCCACAAGGACUGAGGAACUCUCCCUACAUAUGUCUUCCAGCCAUCAUACUGCAAGUGGCUGUUUCUUGGCUGCUUCUCUGCUCUGCGGGUCAGAGUCAUGUUUUGUAAUGUUGGCAGUUCAUAUUGUGUUAACUAUGUUGUUCCCCUCUAGGUUUUGCCAACCCAACAGUGGUACAGAGUCCUUGUAGGCAUUUGUUUUAUUGUAUUGUCCGUUGAAUUAUCAAUGGAAAUAUUUUAGAUUUUUUUGGGGUGAGAUAUGAAAUUCAGUGGGGCCAGUUAAAAUCCAAGCUGCAGGAUCUCUUUUACUGAAUGGUUUUUUUUUUUUUGUUUUUUUUUUUUUAAGUUUUGCUGUUAAUUGAAAUUGGAGUUAUGGAAAUGUGUUUAUUGACUUGCCAGCAGAACAUGUUUGUGAUUGCGAGAUACCGUUUUAUCCAGGUUACACACUGAAACCAAUACCAGCCACAGUCCGCCCCCCUGGGGCCAGGCUGCAACAAACAUUCCAGUAGUGCCAACAGCACAGGUUUUGUUCUGCAGUGUCAUCAAGUUGGAAGUGUGACUCACUUGUUAGACGUUUUGUAGGGUAUUGAAAAUGAGUGACCAAACUGAUUUUUAAAGUUUUGCACUGCAUUACUGUGCUGUAUUUUUUUAAGUACAAUGAUCAACACAAAAACAGGCAUGCAGUUACGAUAGUUCAGUGCUGAUAGAACUGGCAGCCAUGUAAUGUGAAUGGGUCAUGUGGCGCACUAAAGUGAAUGAUGUUCAUGUUGAUUUAUAUGCGAAUAGUUUUGUUUGGUGACCUUCAGUUGUACAUACACAUUACGGAGAACCCACUGAUGAUUUGGGGCACCAUCACUGAGGUCUUCCUCAGUCAUGACUCUUGUGGUGAUAAAUCUGAGUGUUUUUGCAGUUUUUGUGAAUCUGAUAAAGUGGGCCUGCAAAGUUCUAGUUGAAUUUGGCAUUAGGUGGGCCUGCGAUAAUAAGGAAACACGUCAGUCAAAGCUGAUGCUGCCUGUGAGGCCGACAAGGGAAUGAGUCCAGUCGAAACCUCACCUGAAAUAUUGCUCAUGUACAGGGCCCAUCGAGAAUUUCAGCUGCUGGUACGUUAUGCAAGGGUGCAAACAAAUUUCUGAAAGCUUGAAUGUGCGUCAUGGCAGUGUGCCCUUACAUGCUGAUAGGACAGCAAGAGGCAGGCUUCCAAGUAGCUAGUUGCUUAGCUAGUGUUGUGUGCACAAGCACAGGACACAGCUUCAUUCUGUUAAUGCUGUUUUAAUAUAAAGUGAAUAAGCAGUGAUCAUCGAACUUUAUUUUCAUGAGCAUUCUAUGAACUCCACUUGAUCUAUAUUAUAUAAUGUAUGGUUAUAAUAUGUGUGAUAUAAUUAUAUGUAAUAUAAUAAAGGAAAUCCUGUUGCAGAUACCUCUGUUAUCUUAGAUAACAUCUUGAAAUCUUUUACGAUCGCUAUCCUGUUCCUAUAAAAUUCCCAUUAUUAAUUUUUUUUAACAAUAUUACAUACAUAUCAAUGUAAUUAGUCCUUUUGAAACUAUGCAUAUGAAAUAAAUAAGUGAACACUGAAAUCCGCAGAUAUUUCAGUGCAUCUGAAGGUAAGGCGACUGCUUCAUGCCACCAAAAAUUGGGCUGCUGUGACAGGUGACUUUCAGUUGACAUAUCAGCAGCUAAAUUCUGUGUGCAGUUGUUCUAGGUGGGCCAUUUACAUGAGCAGAAUUUCAGGUGAGGUUUCUGUUUGACCAAUGAGACUGUUUCCUUGUAAGUGUGGUCAUAUUCAGAGACUGUGGAACCUUUUUGGCUAAACCAGAAUACCGUCAGGCCAGAACCUGCGAGUUCUAUGCUGCACAUGAGGACAUGUAAACACAACACUUCUCUUGAAUGGCUUGCCUUUCUAGUGCACAUCUACACGUGAUGGUUCUGUUACAUAUAGAUCACAAGAACAGGAGUUGGAUUCAUGAUUGGGGCAGGCAUCGAGACUGACUCUGGGAUCUGACCAGUAUGUACUAGGGGUAAAGUAGCCAGGUAAUGGAUAUCAUAUGGAGUGUUACUUUUGUUCCCGUAUGUGCCUCAGUAGGCUCAGGGGUAACUUUUUCUUUACCUUAAAGAGGCAGUGGAUGUGAUUAUUUUACUUCGACAUUUGACAUAUAUUUACAGAACCCUGUCGACCACUGAGUUUUGUAUGCCCUGGUGACUGGUUUGUUACAUGUGUCAUACAUAAAUAUACUGCAUGUUGGUGGUUGCAGUGGCAACACUUUUUUCAUGAGAGGAGCAGGAAAAUUCAGGCUUGUGGAAGUGUGCACAUGACAGCAGAAUGGCCUCAGAAUCCAAAGGUGGUGCUUGUAGUUUCACAGUAUCUGUCCAUUUAGGCCCAUAAAAGUGAUUUUGGUAGCUCUCCAAAUUUGCCUGUCCCAUCUAGGAAUGUGAGAAGUUUGUGCUAAACAAGAUGCUUGUCAAGUUACCAGCUUACAACUAUACUAUUGGUGAAAUAGUGUCUAGCAUGGAAAGGGUUUAUUUCCUUUUGUAAAUAUCUGGUCAUCGGGUGAAAGAUGUGCACGUAAAAUGUGUAUCUUCAGACAUGAAUAUUUUCAGAAACAUGUAGCAGAAUUGUGAAAGUGGAAAUUUUUAAAGGAUCAUUUUUUGUUGUUGAGUAAGACGACAGUUUUGUCAGGAAGAACUACCAACUUGGGGGGGUGCCACUGUGUUCUUAGAUGUGGGACUGGUCCCCCAAACCUCUCUAGUCUUCAUUAAGUAGUUUUACUCCUCAGGGCUCUGUUUCCAGCUUUAAACCAAUGGCUCCCAGGAAGUGCUGUCCUCCAGGUUGUAGAGAAGGUGGCAUGUAUAUCUCUCACAGAACCCUGAACCAGCAUCGCCCUCAGCAACCUGCUCGUAUCUUGUAUUCGCUGUAAAGUAUUUACAUUUUAGAUAUGUCAAUCUGUAGUGACUUGUUGUUUUUGCAACUAAUAAAAAAGAUUGUGAAGACAGUUGAGGUACCACUUUCACCUCUCCUGCUAUGCACUAUGCA